Lachnellula hyalina is the source of this 915-nucleotide messenger RNA. RefSeq names its product 2-hydroxy-6-oxononadienedioate/2-hydroxy-6-oxononatrienedioate hydrolase (gene mhpC2). Bases 1 to 915 code for a protein of 304 amino acids. The record is from RefSeq and is a predicted model, not a curated record. The transcript is spliced from 2 exons. Lineage: Eukaryota; Fungi; Ascomycota; Leotiomycetes; Helotiales; Lachnaceae.
AUGGCCACCCAGCAAACUGCAAUCACACAGCAUGCCUUGGUCAACGGUGUGAAAGCGGCAUAUCGUCGCCUUGGACAGUCAUCUGGCAUACCAUUGGUGAUGAUGAUCCAUUUCCGUGGAAACAUGGACUUCUGGGACCCGGCUCUCAUCAAUUCGCUCGCUGAAUCUCGGCCGCUCAUACUCCUUGACUACCCAGGAGUCGGACACAGCGAAGGCGAGAUGCCAACUACUUUUCAGGGAUGGGCUGCACACGUUGUCGGCCUUGUGGAAGUUUUGGAUAUCAAAGAGAUUGAUCUACUUGGAUUCUCUAUGGGCGGUGCCGCAGCCCAGUACGUUGCUUUGAAUGCUCCCGGCCUUGUCAGAAAACUUAUAUUGGCCGGCACCCGCACAAGCAUUACACCAAAUUCAACCCGCGGUCCGCCGGAGAUCUUCGCAGCACUAGCAACUUCUCGCACGCAGGAGGAAUUCAAAGCCUCCAUUGCUCUUUCCUUCUUCAAUCCAAGCCCUCAUGGUCAAGCAGCAGCCCAGGCUUCUUGGGACCGCAUCGUGUCUCGGACUACGGAUCGCGCUCCGCACCUCGGCCCCGAACUCGCAAAACGACAAAUCGAAUCUUUCGCGAGUAAUAUGAAGCCGCACCCACGAAACGCCUUUGAGCGUAUCCAUGAGCUCACGAUACCUGUUUUCGUGGCAAAUGGAGAUAAUGAUACAUUGAUUCCAACGGUUAAUAGUCAUGAACUAGCGCAGAUCCUGCCGUUUGCACAUCUCCAUAUCUACCCCAACUCGGGGCAUGGAUUCUUGUACCAAUAUGCAGAGCUGUUUGCAAAGCAUGUUGAUCUGUUUCUUGACGAAAAGCAUGCAGUAGAGGAGGCUAGGGAAGUACAAAAGUUCAAGGCAGUGAAAGCACGUUUGGCUUAG